GGGAGAACGCCCGGGAACGGCAGCGGGACGGAAACGGGGGUACCUGCCGCAGCGGCGGCGCCCACGAUGCGACCUCGAACGCCUCAGGUGGGGCCGACGCGUGGCCUCGCACCCACCAAGUGACUGCACGCCCGGAUGCUACAGCCCGCCCCUCGAUCCCCAGCCGGAAGCGCUGCGUUUCGGGUGGUUGCUAGGGAACUGGCGAGCCGGAAGUUCCGCCUGCCGAGCCGCGGCUUGUUGUUGUGACAGAUACCGUGACAGCGACAGGCCCGGCCGCCCGGCACGAGCCCCCGCCCGCCCGCACACGGGCCUCGCCGCCGCUGGCUCCGCUUCCCGCCGGCCCGCACCAUGAAGUGGAUGUUCAAGGAGGACCACGCGCUGGAGCACAGAUGUGUCGAGUCGGCAAAAAUCCGAGCCAAAUACCCCGACCGUGUCCCGGUCAUAGUGGAGAAGGUCUCAGGAUCUCAGAUUGUUGAUAUUGACAAGAGGAAGUACUUGGUUCCAUCUGACAUCACCGUGGCCCAGUUCAUGUGGAUCAUCAGGAAGAGGAUUCAACUGCCAUCUGAGAAAGCAAUAUUCCUCUUUGUAGACAAGACUGUCCCACAGUCCAGCUUAACUAUGGGACAACUUUAUGAAAAGGAAAAGGAUGAGGAUGGAUUCUUGUAUGUUGCCUACAGUGGAGAGAACACAUUUGGUUUCUGAAUGGUGGGUCUUGGCUGCUAUACCAUCCUGCUGUGUACCUUGUAAAUAGCUGAUCAUUUUCUGUUCUGAGAUCCACAGAAGUUCCUUCUAUCUACAGGCAUUUGUAACUGGAUUUAUUUCUUAAUAUAUUGAUAGGUCUUGUUUUAUUAGACUGUUAAAUUAUAAAAAAAAAAGUUUUGUUGGUUUUGUGCUUUUUUUUUUUUUUCUCAUGGCUAUGAAUUCCCAGAGCCUCACUCCUUUGAGGGAAUACAUUCAAUGACACUGAUUAAAUAAUAAAGCAAAGUAGUUGGGCUACUAAAACAUGAAAAGAAGAAUAUAAAUUCAUUCUAUUUUGAGGUGUUAGUUUAAGAAAAAUAAGAACAUCAAAUUAGUAUUGGGAACACUGGAUUUGCUAGUUUAUCCUAAGCAGGAGCAAGAUGCUGAUCACGUUGAAUUGAGCUAACAUGUUCUUCUUUCUCAAUUAACAAACAAGUACAAUAAAAAUUCCUGUCACAAA
Phalacrocorax carbo (great cormorant) is the source of this 1198-nucleotide messenger RNA. The record is from RefSeq and is a predicted model, not a curated record. Lineage: Eukaryota; Metazoa; Chordata; Aves; Suliformes; Phalacrocoracidae.